Molecule: messenger RNA, 3285 nt
Organism: Molossus molossus (Pallas's mastiff bat)
Lineage: Eukaryota; Metazoa; Chordata; Mammalia; Chiroptera; Molossidae
Product: zinc finger protein 345-like
Exons: 3
Coding region: 152-2551 (799 amino acids)
Biological process (GO): regulation of cytokine production; negative regulation of transcription by RNA polymerase II; regulation of immune system process
Source: RefSeq, a predicted model, not a curated record
AAUUAAAAGAACCGAGUGGGCGUGUCUAGAACCUACUGUCUAGAGAGGCGGGACUGCACGUGAUCCGCGCCUGGGCCAGGACCAGGACCAGGACCGAGUGUUCCAAGCGCCUCCUCACCACCUGCUCCGCCCGCUGAGUCCGUAGAGUCCGAUGGCGGCGGCCGCGCUAAGGCGCCCGGCUGAGAAUCGUGUGACCUUUGACGAUGUUGCUGUGUACUUCUCCUGGGAGGAAUGGGGGCUCCUUGAUGAGGCCCAGAGACGCUUGUACCACGAUGUGAUGUUGGAGAUCUUUGCACUUACAUCCUCUCUGGGUUACUGCUGUGGAGCUGAGGAUGUAGAAGCACCCACUGAACAAAGUGUUUCUGUAGGUGUACCACAGGCCAGCAUGUCCAAGGCAGCUCUGCCUUCCCAGCAGACCCACUUCUGUGAGAGCUGUGGUCCAGUCUUGAGAGACAUAUUGCAGUUGGCUCAGCACCAAGGAACACCACACAGCCAGAAGGAGUUCAGGUGUGGGGUUUGUAUGAAACAAUUUUAUUUCAGUGCAAACCUCCAAAAACACCAGAAGCAGCACUUGGCAGAGAAACCCUUCAGAAGCAUAAUGGAAAAGGACUUGUUCAUGAACAGCUAUAAAUUCCACGUUUCAGAGAAGCCCUUUACCUGUGAUGAAAUUGACAAAGACUUUCUGGUCACCUCAGAACAUCUCCAUCAGCCCACCACUCAUACCAGGGAGGAGCCCAACAAGACCACACAAUGCUGGGCAACUGUACAAAAGAGAAAAACACGUUUCACCUGGGGAGAAUGUAAGGAAGCCUUCAGCCCCAGACACAUACAUGCUCACAAACUGGAUGUCCACACUGGAACACAGUGUAUUGUGCGACGUGAAUGUGGGAAAACAUUCAGAUAUCAGUCCUCAUUAGUUGUUCACCAGAGAGUUCAUACAAGUGAAAAGCUUCAUGUGUGUAAUGAAUGUGGCAAGUCUUUUAGGCGAACCUCAACCCUCAGUCAGCAUCGAAGAAUUCAUUGUGGACCAAGGCAGUACAAGUGCGGCAAAUGUGGGAAGUCCUUUAACCAAAAAUGUGUCCUCAUGUAUCCCUGGAGAAGUCUUAAUGGAAAAAAAUGUGAGUUGUGCCGUGAAUGUGUGCAGUCUUUGAGACGUAAAUCCAUCCUUAUUCGACAACGGACAGUUCACUCUGGGGAAAGGCGUUAUGAGUGCACAUGGUGUGGGAAAUCCUUUAGAAAAAAGUUUUACCUCAUUCUACAUUGGAGAGUGCACACUGGAGAAAGGCCUUAUGAAUGCAGUGAGUGUGGGAAAACUUUUACCAGUAGUUCAGUUUUCAUUUUACACCGGAGAGUACAUACAGGAGAAAGGCUUUUUGAGUGCAGUAAGUGUAGGAAAUCCUUUACCAGUAGUUCGAUACUCAUUCUGCAUCAGAGAGUACACACAGGAGAAAGGCCUUAUGAGUGCAGCAAAUGUUGGAAAUCUUUUAGCCAACAGUCUUACCUCACUCAACACUGGAUAGUUCACAGUGGAAGAAAGUCCUAUGAAUGUAGUGAAUGUGGGAAAUCUUUUAUCUCUCGCCCUGGCCUUCGUUACCAUCUGAGAGUUCACACUGGGAAAAGGCCUUAUCACUGUGGUGAAUGUGGGAAAUCUUUUUUAUUUGGUUCUAACCUCAGUACUCAUCAGAGAGUACACACAGGAGAAAGACCUUAUCAGUGCAGUGAAUGUGGGAAAUCCUUUAUCCGAAGAAGUCAUCUUCUUACACACCAGAUAAUUCACACAGGAGAAAGGCCUUAUGAGUGCAGUGAAUGUGGGAAAUCCUUUGUCCGAAGAAAUUGCCUUCUUAAUCACCAGAGAGUUCACACAGGAGAAAGGCCUUAUGAGUGCAAUAAAUGUGGUAAAUCUUUUUUGUCUAGUUCCAACCUCAGUAAUCAUCAAAGAGUACACAGAGGAGAAAGACCUUACCAGUGUAGUGAAUGUGGGAAAUCUUUUAGUACAAACUCGACAAUGGUUCGACACCGGAGAGUUCACAGUGGAGAAAGGCCUUAUCAGUGCAAUAUAUGUGGGAAACGUUUUUUAUCUGGUUCUAACCUCAGUAAUCAUCAGAGAGUACACACUAGAGAAAGACUUUAUCACUGUAGUGAAUGUGGGAAAUCUUUUAGCAGGAACUCUACAAUGGUUCAACACCGUAGAAUUCAUACUGGAGAAAGGCCUUAUGCAUGCAGUGAGUGUGGGAAAUAUUUUACUUGGAGCCAAAGCCUUCGUUAUCAUCAGAGAAUUCACACUGGAGAAAGGCCCUAUGAGUGCAGUGAAUGUGGGAAGUCUUUCAUCUGUAAUUCUAUACUUCGUUAUCAUCAGCGUGUUCACACUGGUGAAAAGCCGUAUGAAUGCAGUGAAUGUGGAAAGUCAUUUAGGCUUAGUUUUAAAUUUAGUCAACACCAGAGACGUCACAGUGGGGAAAGGCCUUAUGAAUGCAGUGAAUGUGGGAAAUCUUUUACCAGUGGUAAUGGCCUUCGUUAUCAUCAGAGAGUUCACACUAGAGAAAAGCCUUAAAUGUCCUGGGAAUAUGCAGUUUUCUGUUUGUUGUAACAACCCUGGAGGAAAUUCUUUGAGGAACCAUCUGUCUGAAUUGAAACAUAUAUAUAGAUAUACACAGUGGGGAGAUUCCCCUUACGUUUAAUUUAUAUAGGAAGCAUGUUUAAAUAUGUUACAUUUUUUGACUAGCCCAGGGCUCUUCCUAGGUUUGAGUUGCUGCUAGAUUUUGUGGCUAAAGUCCUUUCACCUUUACCACUUAGCUGCUAAGUCUUAGCAGGUCCACACACUUUGUAACUGUGAACACCCUGUUGUGCUCAUAGAAGCUGAUCUCUGGUUUACAUAUAUUGUACCAAACAAAGAGUAGCCUGAUCAUUUAGGGGUUAGCUUUCCCUUUAUGACUAAUUUGGACAUGGAUUGUCGCUUGCAGCUUGCAGAGAAAUGACUACGUGUUGGUCCAUGUGAUACUUAUAAUGAGGUUUUCUAGUUUCCCGUUCAUGGCCUUAGGAAGUGCCUGCUGCACAUUGCCUUGGCUUGUAUAAUAAUCAAGGCCUUAGUUUUCUCCUGUACUCUUGGUUAUUCUUUUUACUUUAUGGAGUCGUACAUAAACAAAUUGGAGCUCUGCAAGCAUGAAGAGGUGAACAACUUCUGCCCACACCCUACCAGGGAUCCAGCCCAGGCAUGUUCCCUGACCAGGAAUCAAACCUGCAACCUUUUGUUGCAUGGAACCAUGCCCAACUAACUGAGCCACACUG